UGAGCUUGUUCCUCUCUCCGUCACCGAGUUGCUUCUUCUACUAGGGUUUUCUCUUCCGCCAUUGAUGGCAUCACCCUAAGCUCCCGCCCCUUCUUCUCCACAGGCAUUGCUCUCAGAUCACUUCCAUUCCCCAAUUCCGCUCCGAUUCCGUCAUUUCUAGGGUUCUCGUCGAUCCAGAUUUGCGGCUUUUUUUAUUUUAUACUUUUUUCAUUCUCGAUGGUAUGUUCCCUUGGGAUUGGAAGAAUGGAAGUCAUGGCAAGGUUUCUAGCUGGGAGUUUCUCCCAAACCAUUGCAGAUGACUUUGGCAGGUCAGCUGCUGAGUAUAUUUGCAGAGAACUACGUGAGGCAGAUGAAGCAAAUUUACUUGAUGAAGAAGGAGUGUUUGGAAGUGCAGAAGGAGAAGGCCUUCUGUAUUGGCACCACUUGGGGUCCUGUCUACAAGUAAGACAUUUUUACCAUGGUCAUCUUCAAUAAAUGCUUGUAUGGGUUCACAGACUAUAUUCUCUUGCUCAUUGUUGUCUCCUUUUUUCUCCUCUUAAAAUAUUUGAUAUUUUACACUGUGCUAACUGAUUUUAAUUAUUUA
Messenger RNA from Arachis duranensis, 583 nucleotides. RefSeq lists its product as uncharacterized. Bases 217 to 474 code for a protein of 85 amino acids. NCBI's taxonomy places the organism in Eukaryota, Viridiplantae, Streptophyta, Magnoliopsida, Fabales, Fabaceae. The transcript has 5 exons. The record is from RefSeq and is a predicted model, not a curated record.